AUGGAGGCCAGGGAUGGGUACAGCUUCGAUGUUCACCCAGAAGGGGAUAUCUGGGAGCAGGAAACAGACAUGGUCGACAGAGUCAACAGUUUCCUCUCAUCUGUACCCCAGUGUUUUCCGAGCCUCUCCACUCCUCCACGUGAUGCAAAUUCUCCAGUGGGAGAGUUCUCACGGGAGGCCUGGCCUACGAGGUUUAACUUUCAGGGAUUCUGCUGAAUGAAAGCCAUGAUCCACAUGAACAAGGAGAUUAAUAAGAGGAAGGACAUUUUGCCCAACAUCACUUUGGGCUAUCAGAUCUUUCAUACCUGUUUUACCAUCUCCAAAUCACUGGAGGCAGCUUUGCUAUUUCUUACAGGGCAGGAAGAAAGCAGGCCCAAUUUUAGGAACAGCACUGGAGCAUCUUUGGGAGGAAUUGUUGGAGCAGGUAGAUCAUCCUUAUCAGUUGCUGCUUCAAGAAUUCUAGGGUUAUAUUAUUUGCCUCAGGUGGGCUAUGCCUCUACUUGCGUGAUUCUUAGUGACAAAUACCAGUUUCCAUCUUAUCUUCGUGUAAUAGCCAGUGAUAAGAUCCAGUCGAAGGUCAUGGUAAAACUUAUCCAACACUUUCACUGGGUCUGGGUAGGCCCUAUAGCAGCUGAUGAUGAUUAUGAAAAAUACGGAGUAAAAACUUUUAAGGAAAAUAUGGAGAAUGCCAACCUCUGUAUUGCAUUGUCUGAAAUCAUUUCCAAAGUCUAUUCCAAUGAGAAAAUGCAAAAAGCUGUUGAUGCUGUAAAGACAUUCAUUGUGCUUUAUGCAUCUGAUAUUGACCUCAGUCCUUUUUUGCUGGAAAUGGUUUACCAUAACAUAACUGACAGAACAUGGAUAGCGAGUGAAGCGUGGAUUACCUCAGCCCUCAUUGCAAAGCCUGAAUAUUUUCCGUAUUUUGGUGGAAAUGGAUUUGCAAUACUAAGAGCUGAUAUACCAGGAUUAAGGGAAUUUCUUUAUGAUGUGCAUCCUAGCAAGGAUCCACAUGAUGUCCUGACCAUUGAAUUCUGGCAAAUGGCUUUUAACUGUACUUGGCCAAAUGGUAGUGUUCCAUACAAUAUUGACCAUAGAGUGAAUAUGGUUGGUAAAGAAGACAGAUUACAUGCCAUGUCUGAUACAUUCUUUACUGGAGAGGUGAAGUUGGAGGAUCUUAAAAAUACCUAUCUGGAUGUGGCUCAGCUAAGAAUUAUGAACAAUGUCAAACAAGCUGUGUAUUCUAUGGCUUAUGCUCUGGACCAUUUAAGUAGAUGUGAAGAAGGUCAUGGGCCAUAUACGCCAGGAAACAUCUGUGCAUAUAUACCUGACUUUGAGCCUUGGCAGCUUCCCCAUUCAGUGUGUACUGAUGCAUGUGCUCCUGGGACUCGGAAGGGGAUUCGUCAGGGGGAACCAAUAUGCUGCUUUGACUCCAUCCCAUGUGCUGAUGGACUUGUGUCACAGAAACCAGGUCAAAGGGAGUGUGAACGAUGUGAUGAAAACUAUUGGUCAAAUGCACAAAAGAGCAAGUGUGUGCUGAAACAGGUGGAAUACCUUGCUUAUGAUGAGGCCUUGGGAUUGACGUUUGUCAUUCUUUCUGUCUUUGGGGCAUCUGUGGUCUUGGCAAUCACAACUGUGUACGUGAUACACAGGCACACUCCCCUGGUGAACGCCAAUGACCAGCAGCUGAGUUUUCUCAUUCAGUUUUCUCUGAUCAUCAUGCUGCUGUCGUCCAUGCUUUUCAUUGGCAAGCCACACAAUUGGUCCUGCAUAGCCCGCCAGGUCACUCUGGCACUGGGCUUUUCUCUUUGCCUGUCUUGCAUUCUUGGAAAGACUAUUUCACUGUUUUUAGCCUACAGAAUUUCCAAAUCUAAAACUCGACUUACAUCCAUGCACCCGCUUUAUCGGAUAAUCACUGUGCUAUCUGUUUUACUUGAGAUUGACAUAUGUACAGCCUACUUGGUACUGGAACCUCCCAGGGUAUACAAGAACAUGGAACCUCAAAAUGCAAAGAUCAUUCUGGGAUGCAAUGAAGGUUCCAUAGAGUUUUUGUGCUCGAUGUUUGGGAUUGAUGUCUUCCUAACCUCGCUAUGCUUUCUUACAACUUUUGUGACUCGCCAGUUGCCAGAUAAUUACUAUGAAGGAAAAUGCGUCACCUUUGGGAUGCUCGUCUUUUUCAUCACCUGGAUCUCUUUUGUCCCUGCUUAUUUGAGCACCAAAGGCAAGUUCAAAGUGGCUGUCGGCAUAUUUGCAAUCUUGGCAUUCAGCUAUGGUUUGUUGGAUUGUAUAUUUGCUUCUAAGUGCUUCAUUGUUUUGCUGAGGCCACAGAGGAACACCGAUGAAAUUGUUGGUGGAAGAGUCUCUGCCACAGAUAAGAGCAUCCAACUGACUUCAGCUUCUGUGAGCAGUGAGCUUAACAAUACCACAGUGUCAAUUGUUCUGGAUGACUGGAGUUGUGAUUUACAUGUGUCCUUCGAAGCUGCAACGAUGAUGUGGUUCAACAUUCCCUUUCAGGUUGCUCCUAUAGCAGCUGCCUAA
This is a messenger RNA of Piliocolobus tephrosceles (Ugandan red Colobus), 2532 nucleotides long. Its product is annotated as vomeronasal type-2 receptor 1-like. NCBI's taxonomy places the organism in Eukaryota, Metazoa, Chordata, Mammalia, Primates, Cercopithecidae. Gene Ontology annotation, cellular component: plasma membrane. Gene Ontology annotation, molecular function: olfactory receptor activity; G protein-coupled receptor activity. Gene Ontology annotation, biological process: G protein-coupled receptor signaling pathway. The record is from RefSeq and is a predicted model, not a curated record.